GCAAAUGUUUUAUUUUAUAGGAACUUUGAACCAAAAAAACUGGGGAAAGAAAUAUUCAGCCUGUAAUGGUGCCAAACAGUCUCCUAUUAAUAUAGAUGAAGAUCUUACCCAAGUAAAUGUGAAUCUGAAGAAACUUAAAUUCCAUGGAUGGGAAAAGGAAACUUCGGAAGAUACUUUCAUUCGCAACACUGGCAAAACAGUGGAAAUUAACCUGACAAAUGAUUACUAUGUGAGUGGAGGUGGGUUAGACACUGUGUUCAAAGCAAGCAAGAUCACUUUUCACUGGGGAAAAUGCAAUGUGUCAUCAGACGGAUCAGAACAUAGUUUAGAAGGACGAAAAUUUCCUCUUGAGAUGCAAAUCUACUGCUAUGAUGCAGAACAAUUUACAAAUUUCGAAGAGGCAGUUAAAGGAAAUGGAAAGUUAAGAGCUUUAUCGAUUUUGUUUGAGAUUGGACUAGAAGAUAAUCCGGAUUAUAACCCAAUCAUUAAUGGAGUAGAUAGUGUUAGUCGUUUUGGAAAACAGGCUGCCUUAGAACCAUUUAUUUUGCUGAACCUUUUGCCGAAUGCAACAGACAAAUACUACACUUACAAUGGGUCUUUGUCAGCUCCUCCCUGCUUUGAAACAGUUGAAUGGAUUGUGUUUAAAGAUACCAUAAGUAUUUCUGAAAACCAGUUAGCUGUAUUUUGUGAAGUCCUUACAAUGCAGCAGUCUGGCUAUGUUAUGCUGAUGGACUACCUGCAAAAUAACUUUCGAGAACAGCAAUAUAAGUUCUUUGGGCAAGUGUUUUCCUCUUACACUGGACAAGAAGAAAUUCAUGAAGCAGUUUGCAGCUCAGAACCUGAAAAUGUUCAAUCUGAUCCAAAGAAUUAUACCAGUCUUCUCGUUACAUGGGAAAGACCUCGGGUUGUAUAUGACACCACAAUUGAGAGAUUUGCUGUUUUUUAUCAACAGUUGGAUGGAGAAGACCAGACUAAGCAUGAAUUUCUGACAGAUGGGUAUCAGGACUUGGGGGCUAUUCUCAAUAAUCUGCUGCCCAAUACAAGUUAUGUUCUUCAGAUAGUUGCUGUUUGCUCUAAUGGUCUAUAUGGAAAAUACAGUGACCAAGUCAUUGUUGAUAUGCCUUUGGAGGACACAGAGGCUGACCUCAUUCCUGAACUGAAUGAAACUGAAGAAUAUGAGGAUGAAGUUGAGGAAAAGGAAACAGAGGCAGAGGAAGAAACUGCAGUGAUUCCUAGUACUGACAGUAUGAUAAACCAAAUAAGAAAAAGUGUCCAGGUGACUACAUCUAGCUACAGUCAAGAAAAACUGGGGACAAGACCCAAUGAAGCUAAAACAAAUAGAUAUUUAACAAAAGAAGAAGAAUUGCAUGGUAAGGAUGAUGUUUUCAAGGCAGUUUAUUACCCUACUUCUCCACCUCUUCAUGAAAUUUCUGAAGAAGAGGAAGAUCCUUUUUUGGAAUCCAAAACAGCUACUGGAAUUCCUCCACAACUCAUUGACUCCACCAAAGGCAUAGAAGAAGAAUACAUAUACCUUUCUUCAGGCACUGAACCAACAAGAAUAACGACUACUGGCCAUAGUGAGGAAGAUUUCUUAUUGUCUCCUUUUAAACCUAAUCAGGAAUCUGAUGACUUUUGGAGUACAGUUCUUACAACUUCUUCAGCACAGCUGGUUACAGAGGAGAGCUCCCAAGAUCUUCCUUCAGGAAGCCCAGAUACAAGCAUUCAUGAUGUUCUUUCCCAAGGCUCCAUUAAGUAUGUUUCAGAAGGUGUAGCACCCUCAAGCUCUGAUGAGUCUCCAAAGCAUACUUCUUCCACUGUUGGAAACGUAUGGUUCCGUAAUGCUACAGAUCAGACAACUCAAUCUGUUGAUACAUCGGAUAAGAGGCAAUUGUCUCAGACCAUUUACACUGAUGCUUAUGUAGAGGGAUUAAAGCCAGCUACAGUGCCCUAUUCCAGCAGCCUAUUGGUUUCACAAGACACUUCACAUGCGGAUUUAGAAUUGCCACAUUAUUCUACCUUUGCUUUCUCCUCUGCUGAAUUAUCACCUCACUCUAUCCCUUCAAGCUCUGGAGAAUAUGGUUCUGCUUCUGCUGCCAGUGAGGUACUCUCUCAGACAACUCAACCAGUCUAUAAUGAGGCAAGUAAUAUUAGCCAUGAGUCUCGUAUCGGUCUAGCUGAGAGUCUGGAAUCAGAGAAGAAGACAGUUAUACCACUUGUGGUCGUAUCAGCCCUGACUUUUAUCUGUCUAGUGAUUCUUGUGGGUAUUCUCAUAUACUGGAGGAAAUGUUUCCAGACUGCUCACUUUUAUUUAGAAGAUAACACAUCCCCUCGAGUGAUUUCUGCUCCCCCUGCUCCAAUCUUCCCAGUCUCAGAUGAUGUUGGAGCAAUUCCAAUAAAGCAUUUUCCAAAACAUGUUGCAGAUUUACAUGCAAGUAAUGGUUUUUCUGAAGAAUUUGAGGAAAUCCAGAGCUGUACUGUAGAUCUAGGUAUUACAUCAGACAGCUCUAAUCACCCUGACAACAAGAAUAAGAAUCGAUACAUAAACAUUGUUGCUUAUGAUCAUACUAGGGUUAAAUUAGCACAGCUUGGAGAAAAGGACGGAAAACUGACUGAUUACAUUAAUGCCAACUACGUUGAUGGUUACAACAAGCCAAAAGCCUACAUUGCAGCUCAAGGGCCACUAAAAUCGACAGCAGAAGAUUUCUGGAGAAUGAUAUGGGAACAUAACAUAGAAGUUAUUGUGAUGAUAACUAAUCUUGUCGAGAAAGGAAGGAGAAAAUGUGACCAGUACUGGCCUGCUGAAGGUAGUGAAGAAUAUGGGAACUUCUUAGUAACUCAGAAGAGUGUUCAUGUACUUGCCUAUUACACUGUGAGGAAUUUUACUCUUAGAAACACCAAGAUCAAAAAGGGUUCCCAGAAGGGGAGGUCUAGUGGACGUAUAGUAACUCAGUACCAUUAUACCCAGUGGCCUGACAUGGGUGUCCCUGAAUACACGCUGCCUGUUCUCACCUUCGUGCGGAAGGCAUCGCAUGCCAAGCGCCACGCUGUCGGGCCUGUUGUGGUUCAUUGCAGUGCUGGUGUUGGAAGGACAGGCACAUACAUAGUGUUAGACAGCAUGCUGCAGCAAAUUCAGCAUGAAGGGACAGUCAACAUAUUUGGAUUCUUAAAACACAUACGUACCCAAAGGAACUACUUGGUGCAGACUGAGGAGCAAUACAUCUUCAUUCAUGAUGCCUUGGUCGAAGCAAUACUCAGUAAAGAAACAGAAGUCCUUGAGACUCACAUUCAUGCCUAUGUUAAUGCCCUCUUGAUACCUGGACCAACAGGAAAGACCAGACUGGAGAAACAAUUCAAGUUACUGAGCCAGUCUAACACACACCAGUGUGAUUAUUCAACUGCACUCAAACAGUGCAACAGAGAAAAGAACCGAACUUCAUCCAUCAUUCCUGUGGAAAGAUCUAGAGUGGGUAUCUCAUCACUGUCUGGUGAAGGGACAGACUACAUCAAUGCUUCUUAUAUUAUGGGUUAUUAUCAGAGUAAUGAAUUCAUUAUUACCCAGCAUCCCUUACUACACACUAUCAAGGAUUUCUGGAGAAUGAUAUGGGACCAUAAUGCCCAGCUAAUAGUCAUGCUUCCUGACAGCCAGAAUAUGGCUGAAGAUGAAUUUGUAUACUGGCCAAACAAAGAUGAGCCUAUAAACUGUGAGACCUUCAAAGUUACGAUGAUUGCUGAAGAACACAGGUGUUUGUCUAAUGAGGAGAAGCUCAUAAUCCAAGACUUUAUUUUAGAAGCUACACAGGAUGACUAUGUACUUGAAGUGAGGCAUUUUCAGUGUCCAAAAUGGCCAAAUCCUGAUAGUCCUAUUAGUAAAACAUUUGAACUGAUCAGCAUCAUCAAAGAGGAAACUUCCAACCGUGAUGGACCCAUGAUUGUACAUGAUGAGCAUGGCGGGGUGACAGCAGGCACUUUCUGUGCGUUAACAACACUGAUGCAUCAACUGGAAAAUGAAAAUUCAGUGGAUGUUUACCAGGUAGCGAAGAUGAUCAAUUUGAUGAGGCCUGGAGUCUUUACAGACAUUGAACAGUACCAGUUUCUGUACAAAGCUAUUCUCAGCCUUGUCAGCACAAGGCAAGAAGAAAACCCUUCAGCAUCUAUGGACAGUAAUGGCUCAGCUUUACCUGAUGGAAAUGCAGCUGAAAGUUUAGAAUCUUUAGUUUAAUUGCACAUCAAACACACACAUACCUAUGUCACUCCAGGUACACCUGGAGUUUACCAUUGUUAUUUUCAGUUUUAUACUUUGUGGGGGGGAGGACUCUGUCCAGUCACUAUAUCUAUAACCAGAUCCCAGCUGUUGCCCAGUCAUUUCUGUUACGUACAACUUUACUGUGGAACUUCUAUCAUUAACAAUUUGUGCCUUUUCUUGGAAGAUUUCUUGUAAUAUGUUGUUACGUCUGGACUAACUUGAUUGACUUUUACAGUGUUUCUAAGAAUUGAAUUGUGGUAUGUUUUUUCAGUAUUAGUUUUUGAUUUAUCUGGCUUUACUUUGAACUUAAAAUUAUCAUAUUUAUAGAUGUUAGGGGUUUCUCAAUUACAAACGUCAUGGGUUUAGUAUUUGAUUGAUUUGCUGUAUUUAUAACAAUUUACAUUUGCUAGAAAUAUAACUUUUAAUAUAGUAGAAUGUAAAUAAAAUACUGUUCUCCAUAACAUUCAACAUUUUAAGACUUCAAUUAGACAUUUAGAAUAGUAAUCUGAUACUUACUGUAAAUACUGCUACUUCUGUAGUGAUCAUGGACCAAAUUUAUAUUUAUAAUUGUAGAUUUUUUAUAUUUUACUACAGAGUCAGUUUUCUAGUUCUGUGUAACUGCCUUGUUAAAAUGCUGUAGUUGGGUAUGUUUUUAUUUUAACAAAGUCUUCUGAUAUAUAAUUGUGCAUCUUAAGCAAUUAACCUUCAUAAAGCUGCAUGUGAUUUUAACUUUUUGUGGGAAAUAAUAGAAAUCAUUCGUUUUGAAAUGAGAAGUUUUUAUGAGAAUAACACCUGUACUUGGCAUUGUUAAACUGUUUUUACCUAUGGCAUUGCAAAAAUAAAUAUAAAUAUUCCAGUC
Molecule: messenger RNA, 5102 nt
Organism: Nestor notabilis (Kea)
Lineage: Eukaryota; Metazoa; Chordata; Aves; Psittaciformes; Psittacidae
Gene: PTPRZ1
Product: protein tyrosine phosphatase, receptor-type, Z polypeptide 1
Exons: 27
Coding region: 5-4219 (1404 amino acids)
Biological process (GO): peptidyl-tyrosine dephosphorylation
Molecular function (GO): protein binding; protein tyrosine phosphatase activity
Source: RefSeq, a predicted model, not a curated record